Dama dama (fallow deer) is the source of this 1194-nucleotide messenger RNA. It is a transcript of the gene SERPINB10, whose product is annotated as serpin family B member 10. Gene Ontology annotation, biological process: negative regulation of endopeptidase activity. The transcript is spliced from 7 exons. NCBI's taxonomy places the organism in Eukaryota, Metazoa, Chordata, Mammalia, Artiodactyla, Cervidae. Gene Ontology annotation, molecular function: serine-type endopeptidase inhibitor activity. The record is from RefSeq and is a predicted model, not a curated record.
AUGGACUCGCUAGCAGAAUCUAUCAACCAAUUUGCUCUGGAGUUUAGUAAAAAGCUAGCUGAAUUUGCUGAGGGUGAAAAUAUCUUCUUUUCUCCCUGGGGGAUCUCAGCCUCCUUGGCCAUGGUGUAUUUGGGCACCAAAGGGACCACUGCAGCCCAAAUGGCCCAGGUUCUUCAAUUUAGCAGAGACCAGGACAGCAAAUUUUGUCCUGACAGUGAAAAGAAGAGGAAAAUGGAAUUUAAUGUGGGCAAGCCUGAAGAAAUACACUUUGAUUUCCAGACAUUUAUUUCAGAAAUCAACAGUUCCGGCCAUGCUUGCAUACUUAAAACAGCCAACAGGAUCUAUGGGGAGAAAACUUAUCUGUUUCACAAGAAAUAUUUAGAAGACAUGCAAACAUACUUUGGUGCAGAGUCACAGUCUGUGAACUUUAUGGGAGCUUCUGACCAAAUCAGAAAGGAGAUCAACUCUUGGGUUGAAAAACAGACUGAGGGAAAAAUCCUAAAUCUCCUACCUGAUGAUGCUGUGGAUCCUACAACCAGAAUGGUUCUGGUGAAUGCCCUUUACUUUAAAGGAGUCUAGGAACAUCAAUUCUUAGUCCAAAAUACCACAGAAAAGCCUUUCAAAAUAAACAAGACUACAAGCAAACCAGUGCAAAUGAUGUCCAUGAAAGAAAAACUUCAAGUAUUUUACAUAGAAAGUCCACAAGCCAUAGGCCUUCAACUCUACUAUGUGAGUCGUGACCUCAGUCUGCUCAUACUACUGCCAGAAGACAUUGAUGGACUGGAUCAGCUGGAAAAGGCCAUCACCUAUGAGAAGCUGAGUGAGUGGACCAGUGCAGACAUGAUGGAGUUGUGCAACGUGCAGUUAAACCUUCCCAAGUUCAAGCUGGAAGAGACUUACGAUCUCAAGUCAACUUUGAGCAGUAUGGGGAUGAGCGAUGCCUUUAACCAGAGCAAAGCUGAUUUCUCAGGAAUGUCCUCAGAGAGAAAGCUAUUUCUGUCUAAUGUUUUCCAUAAGUCUUUUGUGGAAAUAAAUGAACAAGGUACAGAGGCUGCAGCUGGUACUGGGAAUGAGGUGAGUGUAAGAAUUAAACUCCCCUCCAUCGAAUUCAAUGCAGACCACCCGUUCCUCUUCUUCAUCAGGCACAACAAAACCAACUGCAUUCUAUUUUAUGGGAGAUUCUGCUCCCCCUAA